Molecule: messenger RNA, 2056 nt
Organism: Sorex fumeus (smoky shrew)
Lineage: Eukaryota; Metazoa; Chordata; Mammalia; Eulipotyphla; Soricidae
Gene: PDHX
Product: pyruvate dehydrogenase complex component X
Exons: 11
Coding region: 37-1542 (501 amino acids)
Biological process (GO): pyruvate decarboxylation to acetyl-CoA
Cellular component (GO): pyruvate dehydrogenase complex; mitochondrion
Molecular function (GO): acyltransferase activity
Source: RefSeq, a predicted model, not a curated record
GCUGUGCCGCCUAUUGCCCGGCUGAAGGCCUGGAAGAUGGCGGCCUCCUGGAGGCUUGGCUGUGACCCGCGGGUGCUGCGCUAUCUCCUGGGUUUCAGCGGCCGGCGGAGCCCGGGCUUGGCCAAGGGGGCUGCUGGGUGGUCUGUCGGCUCCGGAGCUAGUUGGAGAUGGUUUCACAACACUCCGUGGCAAUGGGCUGAUCCUAUUAAAAUACUAAUGCCAUCUCUGUCUCCCACAAUGGAAGAAGGAAACAUCGUGAAAUGGCUGAAAAAGGAAGGUGAAGCUGUGACUGCUGGAGAUGCCUUAUGUGAAAUAGAGACGGAUAAAGCUGUGGUUACCUUAGAUGCAGGUGAUGAUGGCAUCUUGGCCAAAAUAGUGGUUGAAGAAGGAUCUAAGGGUAUACGGCUAGGUUCACUAAUUGGCUUACUAGUUGAAGAAGGGGAAGAUUGGAAAAAUGUUCAAAUUCCCAAAGAUGUGGGUCCUCCUCCUCCAGCCUCAAAACCAACAGUGCCUCAUCCUUCACCAGAGCCACAGAUUUCCACCCCUGUUACAAAGACACCCACAACCGGGCAACUGCCGAUCCGUUUAAGUCCAGCUGCCCGAAAUAUUCUGGAAAAACAUGCAUUGGAUGCUAGCCAGGGCACAGCUACUGGCCCUCGGGGAAUAUUCACUAAAGAAGAUGCUCUCAAACUGGUUCAGCUAAAGGAGAUGGGCAAGAUCACUGAAUCCAGACCACGGCCAGCCCCUUCAGCUAUUCCCACAGAGCCUGUGUCCCCCCAGGCCACCGCCACACCACCUCAUGGUCGCCCAAUGAUCCCACCAAUUUCAACGCCUGGCAAGCCCAACGUCCCGGGUACGUUCACUGAAAUACCUGCGAGCAACAUUCGGAGAGUUAUUGCCAAGAGGUUAACUGAAUCUAAAAGUACUGUGCCUCAUGCAUAUGCUUCUACGGACUGUGACCUUGGAGCUGUCCUAAAAGUUAGACAAAAACUAGUCAAAGAUGACAUUAAAGUGUCAGUAAAUGAUUUUAUCAUCAAGGCAGUAGCAGUCACCCUUAAACAAAUGCCAGACGUCAAUGUAAGCUGGGAUGGAGAGGGUGCAAAGCAACUUCCCUAUAUUGACAUUUCAGUGGCUGUGGCAACAGACAAAGGUUUAAUUACGCCAAUCAUCAAAGAUGUAGCUGCUAAGGGUAUACAGGAAAUUGCUAACUCUGUAAAGGUUCUGUCAAAGAAAGCAAGAGAUGGAAAAUUGUUACCUGAAGAAUACCAAGGAGGAUCUUUCAGUAUUUCCAACUUGGGGAUGUUUGGCAUUGAUGAAUUUACUGCAGUGAUCAACCCCCCUCAGGCCUGCAUUUUAGCUGUUGGGAGAUUCCGACCUGUGCUGAAGCUCACUGAGGAUGAAGAGGGAAAUGCCAGGCUGCAGCAGCGCCAGCUCAUCACCGUCACAAUGUCCAGUGAUAGCCGAGUGGUCGAUGAUGAACUGGCCACCCGGUUCCUGGAAAGUUUCAAAGCAAACCUAGAGAAUCCUAUGCUACUCACUUAGUUCCCAGACAGUGAGAAGUUGGACUUUGGCUUAAUAAUAAUAGUUGUUACAAAGAAACAUACACAAAAGGAAGACAGGCAUUGAAGAGUGAAGUGUAUGGAAUGCUUAUUUAUUUAAGAUGAAAGAAUUUGACCAGGUUGUCUUUAUUUUCAUUUGGGGUGUAAUGUUGUAGAAAUAUGAGAUAACAAACUGUAACUAAUGAAAGAACACUUGGUUAAGGCAGAUCCUAUUUUAACCUCUGGUGCUAAAAGGGGUGUUGAACUAGAUGUAAAUUAAAUUAUAUAUUUGGCUCAUUUGAGUAUUUUACAGUAUUUGAGACUAUAUAAUAGAUUUUAAAAUCAAAAAUGUUAGAAUUCUGGCAUAUAUUAAAAUUAGAAAUAGUCAUCAAAAGAAAGAUGCCCAUUAAUUUAGCAGUGAGACCUCACUUUUAUAAGCACUGCCCUAGACAUACUUGAAUUUAAUGUGUACAGAAGUAUAUUCUGGAUAAUAGUGAAUAAAUAAGGAUUGCAUUGUA